Messenger RNA from Drosophila willistoni, 4274 nucleotides. RefSeq names its product cell wall protein AWA1. NCBI's taxonomy places the organism in Eukaryota, Metazoa, Arthropoda, Insecta, Diptera, Drosophilidae. The coding region runs from base 264 to 4196 and encodes 1310 amino acids. Gene Ontology annotation, molecular function: protein binding. The record is from RefSeq and is a predicted model, not a curated record. The transcript has 8 exons.
AAAAAAAUUAACAACAAAAUAAAAAAAAAAAGUUUAGCAACCGACUUAUGAAUUUUCACAACAACUUGAUGUUUGUAACGGAUUUUCAGAAAACUUGGCAAAAGUUUAUGGCAAAUUUAAGUUAAUUUUCCGUUUUGCCUUCUUGUUUUUGUUUAUUUGUGUUAUUUUUUUGGUCUCUUGCUACCGUAAAGCAACUGUGUAUAAAUUUUUUUUCGGAGAACGGACUUCCAUUCUAGUGUGCCAAUUGAGAGCACUAAUAUAGUAUGCGUCUCUUUAAAACACACAAGGACAAAUAUAUAACCGCCCAACAGCAACAACCACAAUCGAAGCAAGAGGAGAAGCAAACGCAUCAGCGUUUCAGUCAAGAGAAAUCAAAGAAAAAAGCAGCAGCAACAGUAUGCGGCAACAAAUUCAACAAAAGUUUAUCAACAAACAACACAUCGUUGAUCUCAUCGUCUUUGCCUGAUUUGCAUGACAAUUCUGUCGUCAUGAUUCUCAGUUGCACCACAUUGGCCAGCAGCAGCAGCAAUAAUAAUGGUGGUGCUGAAACAACAACAACAGCAGCAGCAGCAGCAGCAACAUCUGGCGGCGGCAACACCAACAACUUACAACAGCAGCAGCAGCAGCAACCGUUACGCACAGCCACGCCCACAUGCCUGUUAAGUGGUAGGCAAACACCAUCGGCCAUAUCGGUAAUGUCGCUACAAGAGGCCACCAAUUUACAUCGCCAGCAACAUCAGCAGCCAACCAUCUAUGUACCCAUGCCGCAAUAUCAUCAAUAUGCCAAACGUCUACAGGCCAAUUCCAGUAGUUGUCUCUAUGAAAAAUCUAAAUUUGAGGGUGCUGAUGCAAAACUGACACAGAAAACAAGUGGUCAUUUGCCUGACUACACUUUGGUCACAGCCAUACCCGUUGUGGUCCUGGAUGAUGAACAACAAAAGGUCACCCCAACCGAAAUGAACAGCAAGGAAGACACCUCCAAGUCCUCCAACUCCACUUCCUCCUCGUCAUCCACUUUAUCUACAACCACACGAAAUGUCUUUACCUGGGGCAAACGUAUGAGCCGAAAACUUGAUCUUUUAAAACGUAGCGAUUCACCCACAGCCAGCGCCCACAGAUCCCACACAGAUUUGCGUAGUCUUUUCCAUUCGCCAACGCACCACAAGAGCAGCAGCAGCAGCAAUAGCAGUCCAAAUACGGCCAAGACUUCGCCAUCACCCACUGGAGGCCAUCAUCAUCAUCAGCAGCAGCAGCAGCAGCACCAACAGGGCAGCAACACUUUAAAGAAAUGCAAAUCGGGACCCAUUGAGACGGUCAAGCAGCGGCAGCAACAGUUGCAGCUACAGGAAGUGGGCAGUCAGAGUGCUCAGUCCACGCCCACUCAUCAGGCUCAACAGGCACAGUCGACUGUGCGCCCUCAAAAGGCCAUAAAAAAUUUCUUUCAUAGAAUUGGGUCCACGGGCAUGCUGAAUCAUCGUUCGCAUAAUCUUCUCAAGGCUUCGGAAGCGGCUGCCCAACAGGCCACACCGGCAGUGACAACAUUGUACAGGAGUAGCUCGACAAGUCAACUGUCUAGCAGUUCCUACAUUAGAUGCGAUGAUCCCACCGAGGGCCUCAAUCUCCAAAGGGAGCAGCGACAGCGAGAUCAGAGAUUGCCGCGCAUGGCCAGUCUUAAGUCUAGCAGUUGCGAUGAUAUAGCCAAGGUUAGUAAUUGUCUAACGGCCAGUACGAGUGGUGAAAGUGCAACGGGAAGUUUAAGUCUAGGAUCACCACCCACCACCACCAAUGGCACCACGUCAGCAGGAGCAGGAGGAGUACCAUCUUCAGGAGGCGGUGAUUCCACACGUCGUGGAGCAUUUCCUUAUGCUUUUCUACGAUCACGUCUGUCGGUUCUACCCGAGGAGAACAAUGGAUCAGUGCAUCAUAAGCAGCCACAUCAUCAUAUGCCACAUCAGGUUGUACAACAUCAGGAACAUCAGGGACCCGGAAAUCAUUCUUCCCCCUUACUCCAGCGUCGCUCUCCAACGGCUGAUGUCUCACGCAAUGAUAGCAUCUCGUCGAAGGACUGGGAACCACUUUACCAAAGAUUAAGUAGUUGUCUUAGUUCAAAUGAGUCCGGCUAUGACAGCGACGGUGGGGCAGGUGGCGCCGUUGCGAGUGCCCGUUUGGGUAAUAAUCUUAGCAUCUCUGGCGGAGAUACAGAAUCUAUUGCCUCGGGCACUCUCAAGCGCAAUUCCCUCAUCUCGCUCAGUUCAUCCGAGGGCGUCGGCAUGGGUCUGCCAUCCUUGAGGAAUAGCAGCAUUUGCAGUGCACCCGUCUCAUUGGGCGGCUAUAAUUAUGACUAUGAGACGGAGACCAUACGCCGGAGAUUCCGUCAAUUGAAAUUGGAGCGUAAAUGUCAAGAGGACUACAUUGGCAUUGUGCUAUCACCCAAAAUGGUGAUGACCAACAGCAAUGAGCAGCAAUAUCGCUAUUUGAUAGUGGAACUAGAACCCUAUGGCAUGGCCCAAAAGGAUGGACGUCUUCGAUUGGGCGAUGAGAUUGUCAAUGUGAAUGGCAAACAUUUGCGGGGCAUUCAAUCGUUCGCCGAGGUCCAGAGACUCUUGAGUAGUUUUGUGGACAAUGCCAUUGAUUUGGUCAUAGCCCAUGAUGAGAUAGCCACCAUUACGGAUUUCUAUACGAAAAUCCGCAUCGAUGGCAUGAGUACACAACGCCAGCGUUUGACUUAUAUUCAGCGUACCCAAAGCACAGAUAGCUUGACCAGUUUACAGAGUAUUCAGCUUCAUCAGCAGCGGGAGGAGGAGGACGCAGAACGUCAACGAGCGGCUGGGGAUGACGAUGAUCAUGUAGAUGAUGGUGAGGAUCAGUGUGAUGCCCGUUCGUUGGCUAGUGUUAGUACAUUGCCCACUCCCAUGCCGUUGAUGCAAUUGCAUGCCAUGCAAAUGCAACAUCGUCGCAGCUCAACGCCGCGCAGUAAUCCGGAUCAUGAGCUGCUGUUGCGUCGUCGUUCGCGCAGCUCUUCAGGUCAGCGCAGCAGUUUGACCCUAACACCGACACCGCUCUUUAACCAAAGUAACAAUAGUUGCUCCUCCUCGCCUAACCACCACAAUUACUAUCACCAUCAGGGGGAAACCGAUUCCUAUACCCCAGUCUAUGCGAAUCGAGCGGCUAGUGUUUGUGUCACGUCGGUGGCAUCUCUGGCGGAUGAUGAGAAAUGGCAAAUAUUGGCACGCAAACGUUGCUCCGAGGGUGCGGCCUUACCAGCUCCUGGUGGUGGGGCUCCACAGCAAUUUGGCCAACGUACGCAUUAUGCUCGUAAUUCUAUCAAUUUGGCCAAUUCGCAUUAUCGUUCGCUGAGAUUUGCCCAUUCCCGUUUGAGUUCGUCACGUUUGAGUUUAUUUAUGCAAACGCCAUCGAGUCCGCCGCCGCCUCCACCGCAGACGCCUAACAAUCUAACAGAGGGAGAAGCGAUUAAUAAUAUAUCCCAAACAACAACAAUUGAUCUCACUAACACUCAAGAGCCACAGCAGCAGCUGGAACACCAACAACAACAACAACAAUCACAACAGACACCAUCACAACAACAACAACAACAACAGCCACAUCAAUCAUUAUAUAUCAAGCAUACUUCAAAGAACGUUUCACUAUAUUCACCUAAUCCAUAUGUUAAUUCGUCAUCCUCCUCCACAUCAGCAGCCUCAGCAUUGGCAUCGGCAUCAUCCAAAGAUGUUGAAUUAACCACUAGGUGCUCCACUAAUUGCUCACUAGCCCCACCUGCCGCCUCUUUAAUGCAUCAUCGUCCAUCGCUGCCAGUGGCCAAGCUAACCAUACGUGAUGAAGAAAUGGCCGAGGUCAUUAGAGCCUCAAUGAGCGAGGGCAGUGGUCGUUGCACUCCCAAGACCAUAACAUUUUACAAAGGUCCUGGUAUGAAAUCUUUGGGUUUCAGCAUUGUGGGUGGUCGCGAUUCACCCAAGGGCAAUAUGGGUAUCUUUGUUAAGACCGUUUUUCCCUCGGGACAGGCUGCCGAUUUGGGCACACUUCAAGCGGGCGAUGAGAUUACAGAGAUUAAUGGCAACUCAGUGCAGGGCAUGAGCCAUGCCGAAACAAUUGGUCUCUUCAAGAAUGUACGCGAGGGAACCAUAAUAUUAAAAAUCUUAAGGAGAAAAUUACAAAAAGCCAAGUCUAUGGGAGCAUAGGCAUCUAAGACUACUUACGAUUAGAGUUACAUACAUUGUUUAUGUAUAUAUUUAUAGAGACUAGACUAUUGGCAUCGU